Messenger RNA from Daldinia caldariorum, 588 nucleotides. RefSeq lists its product as uncharacterized. NCBI's taxonomy places the organism in Eukaryota, Fungi, Ascomycota, Sordariomycetes, Xylariales, Hypoxylaceae. The record is from RefSeq and is a predicted model, not a curated record. The transcript has 2 exons. Bases 1 to 588 code for a protein of 195 amino acids.
AUGUCCUGGAAUUUACCACCAGCCUUAUCCAAUUCAGCCUCGCAACUGAUUAACGUGUUUGCAAACGGUCCCGGUCCCGGUCCUACGAGUUUAGUUUCGACGCUAACAAGUAAUUGGGACUUACUCUUUACGCCACCUAUUUCCCACGUCGACAUGGCCGUCGAUCCAAGAGUAACGGAUAUCAUCCGUGGCAAGAAACUGCGCUAUUGCUUAUGCAUCGAUACCAAACAAUGGCAUCUCUUCGAACAGGUGGCCCUGCCUGAUGCUACCCUUUGCAUCGUCAACCCGGACGGCUCCUUCGUGGAGCAGGACGGCGUCGACUGGAACUGGCCCACGAGGGCCGAUUUUAUCAACUACCUCCAGAAGACUUUCGGCCAGCACCAGACCAUGCACAAUGCGGGCGCUGCGGCUUUCGAGCAGGUUAGCCCAGACGAGGUGAAGGUUACCUCUAGUGGCAUCUGGCACCUCGCGGCGGGCGAAACGCAAGGGACGGGCGGUGGGUACUACUAUGAGACGUGGGUUCGGAAAGAUGAUGACUGGUUCAUGAAGUCUAUGAGGCUCGAAAGAACUAAUUGGUAUAUGUCGUAG